AUGAGCAUCAAAAGCAAGACACGAAUAUACAAAACUUGUAUCAGACCGAUAAAGACUUACGCGGCAGAGACAAACGCAGAGUCCACGAUAACAGAACGUAUCAUGAGAACUACAGAAGUAAAGACGCUACGAACUAUAACGGAGAACUCACUAAAAGGUAGAAGAAGUAACAAAGAGAUAGGAGAAGAAUGUGAGACCCAAUGCGGGGUAAAGUGGAUAAGAAGGAAAAGUGUGGAAAGGAUGAACGACAGUAGGCUGCCGAAAGUAGCAAAAACAGAAAAAAUAGGGACAACAAGACCACCUGGAAGACCUCGAAGAAAGUGGAAUGAAAGCUGGAUAUCAUCAUCACAAGAUAGACAAACGCCCUAA
Polistes canadensis is the source of this 369-nucleotide messenger RNA. RefSeq lists its product as uncharacterized. The transcript has a single exon. The record is from RefSeq and is a predicted model, not a curated record. NCBI's taxonomy places the organism in Eukaryota, Metazoa, Arthropoda, Insecta, Hymenoptera, Vespidae. Bases 1 to 369 code for a protein of 122 amino acids.